Molecule: messenger RNA, 276 nt
Organism: Colletotrichum graminicola M1.001
Lineage: Eukaryota; Fungi; Ascomycota; Sordariomycetes; Glomerellales; Glomerellaceae
Exons: 3
Coding region: 1-276 (91 amino acids)
Source: RefSeq, a predicted model, not a curated record
AUGGCACCGCCUUUGAACUUGCUGAUCCGCGCCCUAGUGGCCUUUGAGGACAUCCUCAGGAGUCCCGGCUUCCACCGCGGCGUCGGCCGCAUCCAUCGGUACAUUGACGAGAAGCGCAACGGGCCCCUGCCGCAUGAGCCGUUGCGCCAGGGCCAGGCAUCCGCGAACCCGGACGAGCAGGGCUUUGCGCGGCACUUCUUCGAGGAGCUGAAGAACCAGCUCCGAGGGACGCCGACGAACCCGCCGCCGCCGCCACCCGGACCGCCCAAGCGAUGA